AUGGCAGCUUACGCAUCUCUAGUUUCUCUUUUGACUACAAUGGAUCAGAUCAAGAAUCACCCUCGCUUUUCCACUUCUGUCGACAAGAACCAGCUCGAAUCUCUCGGCGAAAAAAUCGGUUUCUUGUUAGAAUUCAUAGAGAAACAUACUGAUGGAGUUUUAGAGAGCCGGAUUGCAUGUGCAGCGUACGCGGCUGAAGACGUAAUCGAAUCUCAUGUGGUCGACCAAAUUAAACCUGGUAUCAGGACAAAGGUUGCUAAGAUCAUCCAUUCAAUGCGCCUAAAGAAGACAUGGGCUUCCCUGUUGGACCUCCAUAGUGUAAUAGAAGAAAUGGAUUCUAUCAAGAAAAAAGUUUUGGAGUUGAAAGAUGAAAUUGGAUCCAACGAACAUGAUAUGCAGCCCACAUGUACUACUACUUCAUCAAGUACACCUCUUAUUACCACCGGCAAGAAUACUAUGGUCGGUUUUGAGGAACAGUUGCUUCAACUUUUGGACAAGCUCACCGGCCAACAAUCUAACCGGCAAGUCAUUCCAAUCGUAGGCAUGGGCGGCAUUGGUAAGACUACUCUCGCCAAAAAUGCUUACGAACAUUCACUUAUUGUUCACCAUUUCGAUAUUCGUACUUGGAUCACAGUAUCUCAAAAGUAUAAUGUCAUAGAACUUCUCUUACAACUUCUUUCUGAAAAAAAUAGUCAAAUAGAUGAGCAGUUAUUAGGACAAAAGUUACAUAAAAUGCUAUGGGCUCGGAGAUAUUUGAUUGUAAUUGAUGAUAUUUGGAGUAUUGAAGCUUGGGAGGAGGUAAGUCGUUUUUUUCCAGACAACAAUAAUGGAAGUCGAAUUGUUGUGACUACGAGGAUAUCGAAUGUGGCUAUUUACUUCGACUCUCCGUGCUUUGAGUUGAGUUUUCUAGAUGAGGAUAAAAGUUGGAAACUAUUUUGUCAAAAGGCAUUUGAUCAAGUCGGAUGCCCUUCUGAGCUAGAGGAUAUUGGAAAGGAGAUUAUUAAGAAAUGCAAAGGGCUCCCACUUUCGAUUUGUGUGAUUGGUGGGCUUCUUGGAAGAUCCAAUAGAACGCAAAAAUACUGGAAAAAUAUAGCAAAAGAUUUAACCUCAAUUCUUAACUCCGGAGAGGAUGAGAAUUGCUUGAGUAUAUUAUCAUUGAGUUACACCUACUUGCCUGCUCAUCUUAAACCAUGUUUUCUUUACAUGGGUAUUUUUCCCGAAGACCAUAAGAUUUUCGUCUCUCGACUGAUCAAACUUUGGGUGGCUGAAGGAUUUAUAAAAUCGAAUCUAUCAGAAAGCUGGGAAGAGACUGCACGAGGUUACUUGAGUGAUCUAAUUGACAGGAAUCUCGUUUUGAAUCAUUGGUUGGGAUCGAAUGGAAGAAUUAAAAUUUGCAAGAUUCAUGAUCUCUUGCGAGAUUUAUGUCUAAAGCUAGCUCAUAAAGACGAGUUUAUCUGUGUGAUGGAGGACACCCAACGAGGAAUAGAAAGUGGGCGUCGCAUUGUAUGUAAUGAAAAUUUUAUAACGGCAAAGCAUCAUGAAUCCCGUGCCCUUCAUACUCUGCAAUUGGCACCACUUACCCGUACGUUGGUAACAAGCAUAGAUGGUCGAUUGCCCAAAAAUAGAUUGUUGAGAGUAAUGUCAUUCAACAAAGGAGCCAGGAAAAAAUAUUUAUGCCGGCAUAUUAUUGAUCAAGUUAACAUGCGGUACCUUGCUUAUUACAAAUUGACGAGAUCCUUUCCAGCUGACAAGCUUUCUUCGUCAAUAGACGUUCUAUGGAAUUUGCAAACAAUAAUUAUUACAGCAAACAUUGAAGCACUAUCUCAAAUUUGGAAGAUGCGACAACUCAGGCAUGUGGAUAUAUAUGAGCUACACCUUCCCAAUCCUCCUCGUAAUCGUGGACAACAACAGAGUGAGUUUGUUUUGCAAAAUCUACAAACACUUAAGACGGUAUUUAACUUCGUGUGGAGCGAGGAGGCUUGUGAGAGACUCGUCAAUGUUAGGAAAUUGAACAUAAAGUAUGUUAGCGACCCACAAAGGUCAAGUACUGAGUACCGCCUCUACAAUAUAUGCCGCUUGCAUAAACUUGAAUCACUUACUUGUUGUCCGUAUGAUGUGGAUAAUGUAUUGCAGAAGCUCACUUUCCCAAGUUCGCUCAAGAAGUUGUGUUUAGAAGGUAGCAUGAUUCGGUGGGAAGAUUUAACGGUGAUUGGCUCGUUGCCCAAUCUUGAAGUUUUGAAAUUGAAAAAUCGUUUGGUCAAAGGAUCAGUGUGGAACCCUGUUGAGGGGGAAUUCCUUCGCCUUAAAUUCCUCUUGAUACAAUGGAGUGAUUUGGUUAACUGGAAUGCAGACAGCUCCCAUUUUCCUGUCUUGGAGAAACUUGUUCUUGAAAGUUUGAAAAAAUUGGAGGAAAUCCCGUUAGAUAUCGGAGAAAUACCGACACUUGGACUUAUCCAAGUGCAUUGGUGUAGUGAGUCUGCGGCCAUUUCGGCUAUGAAAAUAGCGGAGGAACAAGAGAAUAACGGUAACGAAGAACUUCAAGUUCGAGUGUCGUUUGCCGGAAAGUACCAAUUAGAGAGUUUUCAAGAAAAGAUGAAACAAUCAGCGGAUCAGAACUUCACAAGAUAUAAUUUUCAAGCCGUUGCAUACUAG
Messenger RNA from Erythranthe guttata (spotted monkey flower), 2652 nucleotides. Its product is annotated as putative late blight resistance protein homolog R1B-17. Gene Ontology annotation, molecular function: ADP binding. Gene Ontology annotation, biological process: defense response to other organism. Lineage: Eukaryota; Viridiplantae; Streptophyta; Magnoliopsida; Lamiales; Phrymaceae. The record is from RefSeq and is a predicted model, not a curated record.